CUUGGAAAAACAGUGUUCAUUUUGGGGUUUGGAAAUAUUGGGAUUGACUUGGCAAGUCGUUUGCGUCCGUUUGGUGUAAAAAUUAUUGCUACAAAACGGAGCUGGGCAUCACACUCACAAGAUUCUUCCCAGUCUAAUGGAGCUCCAGUUCAAAAUGGUAGCACAUAUGAUUUGGUUGAUGAAAAAGGUGUUCAUGAAGAUAUUCACGAGUUUGCAAGCAAAGCAGACAUCGUUGUUUGCUGCUUAAGUUUAAAUAGUGAAACAGUUGGCACUGUAAACAAGUCAUUCAUAUCUUCAAUGAGAAAGGGUGCCCUUUUAGUAAAUAUUUCUCGAGGGGGUCUUCUGGACUAUGAGGCUGUUCUUUAUCACCUCGUGUCUGGCCACUUAGGAGGCUUGGGCAUUGAUGUUGCUUGGACUGAGCCAUUUGAUCCUGAUGAUCCAAUUUUGAAGUUCAAGAAUGUUAUAAUCACACCUCACAUUGGUGGAGUUACAGAACAUUCUUACAGAUCCAUGGCUAAGGUGGUUGGCGAUGUUGCUCUUCAACUUCAUGCAGGUAGUCCUUUGACAGGUAUAGAAUUUGUCAACUGAAUUCAGUCAAGAGAAGUGUUUGAUCGUGCAGCUAUUAUUGGUGGAGGAGUUUGAUGGGAUUUCUGUCAAUUGAAUGGAGUUGUAUAAGUGAUUAGAUGAUAAAGAAACCUCCCAAACUGAAUGAUAAAAACCCUUUCUCCCUUUCCCCCCGCUUUGAAUAAAAAAAUAAAUAAAAAAAAAGAAAAAGAAAAGAAGAUAAAAGUCAUUUCAUUUUUUUGGGAUUUAAGGAUAUCUUAUCUACAUAAAUUGUUACUGCCAUGUAGGGGUGAGCAACGGGCGGGUUAAAACGGCCUGCAUGCUCAAAGCCCUUUCCCUCACUCUCUCAUUCUCCAUUUCUCUUAGCUCUCUCAUUCUCCCCUCUCAACAUUGUCGAGGACUUCACAACUUUAAGAUCUAGGAAAGUGAAGAGCAAGAUUUGACAGUUGAAAAAAUGCCUUCAUGCCUAUUGUUGUGUCUAAGGGAGAAAAUGAAUUAUAGAAGUUUUGACAACUGUGAGAAAACUUUGAAGGAGCUUAAGUCGUUAUGUGUCUAUACCUAGUAUAUUUGGACCACAGUUUUUGUUUAUAUAUCUAUUGGUGAUUUGUUGUCA
This is a messenger RNA of Corylus avellana, 1177 nucleotides long. Lineage: Eukaryota; Viridiplantae; Streptophyta; Magnoliopsida; Fagales; Betulaceae. The record is from RefSeq and is a predicted model, not a curated record.